GUAUCGGAAGUCCAAGCCGAUAUCAAGACAGCAUUAGAUACAUGCAAAAUUCUGUGGCAUGUAGCAGAAUAAAACUAAAGCUAGACUUGAAACCGUAUUAUUCCUUUUCCUGGAGAAAAUGUCCGCUAUAAUUCCUCGCAUCGAGCAGCUUUCUUGUCGAGUUCUGCGUGUUCUGGGCUGUAACCCUGGACCCAUGACACUACAGGGAACCAACACGUACCUGGUCGGGACUGGGAGAAGGCGUGUGUUAAUAGACACCGGUGAACCUUCUGUACCUGAGUACAUCUCUAAUCUGAAGCAAGCUCUGGGCCAGAGUGAGUCCUCCAUCCAGGAGAUCCUUGUCACACACUGGCACCAUGACCACACAGGAGGAGUUCCUGACAUCCUUACAGACAUACACUCAGAUUUGCAGGUGAGUAAACUCCCUCGUUCUCCUCCACAGCCAGAGGCAAUUGGACAAGAGAAGAAAAAAUACACAUACCUUAAGGAUGGAGAUGUUAUAAAGACAGAGGGAGCCACGUUACGGGUCUUAUUCACCCCAGGACACACCGAUGACCACAUGGCUCUGUAUCUGGAGGAGGAGGGAGCGGUGUUCUCGGGAGACUGCAUUCUGGGUGAAGGAACAGCUGUGUUUGAGGACCUACAUGAUUAUAUGCUCUCACUUCAGAAACUGCUUGACAUCAAUGCAGACAUUAUCUAUCCAGGUCAUGGCCCUGUGGUGUUAAGUGCAUGCAGUAAGAUUCAGGAGUACAUCUCCCAUCGCAUCAACCGUGAGCAGCAAAUUCAGGCCGUGCUGAGAGACAACCCUGGAGCUACCUUCAGUUCCUCUGCCUUGGUUAAACUGGUGUACAAGGACACCCCUGAGCACUUACAUAGAGCUGCUGAAAUCAACCUGGUUCAUCACUUAAAAAAACUACAGAAGGAGGGAGCGGUCUGCUUGAUUGGAGAGCCAGGAAAGUGGAAGAGCAACUUGUGACCACCAACAUAACAAACAUUCACAGUUAAAAACACAAAUUGGGGUCCUCCUUGGUCUCCUGCCAUAGCGUUUCAUUUCAUUCAAAUGUCGACGGAUAGUUCGCGCUGACCCUAAUGCACCCUGAGCCUGUAGGACAGCUUGAAUUUUUUUGGAACUUGUUUGGGGCUGCUUAUCCACCAUCCCGACUAUCCUGCGUUGCAACCUUUCAUCUUUCAUUUUUCUCUUCCGUCCACGUCCAGUGAGAUUAGCUACAGUGCUACGGGUUGCAAACUUCUUGAUCAUGUUGUGCACUGUGGACAAAGGAACAUCUAGAUCUCUGGAGAUGGACUUUUAACCUUGAGAUUGUUGAUAUUUUUCCACAAUUUUGGUUCUCAAGUCCUCAGACAGUUUUCUUUUCCUAUUUCUGUUCUCCAUGCUUCGUGUGGCACACACAGACAAACAAUGCAAAGACUGAGUCAACAUCUCUCCUUUUUAUCUGCUUGCAGGUGUGAUUUUUAUAUUGCCUGCACCUGUUACUUGCCCCAGAUGAAUUUACAGAAGCAUCACAUGCUUGAAUCAAACUUAUUUAUCCACAAUUUUGAAAGAGUGCCAAUAAUUUUUUC
Tachysurus vachellii is the source of this 1578-nucleotide messenger RNA. RefSeq names its product lactamase, beta 2 (gene lactb2). The record is from RefSeq and is a predicted model, not a curated record. Lineage: Eukaryota; Metazoa; Chordata; Actinopteri; Siluriformes; Bagridae. The transcript is spliced from 8 exons. Gene Ontology annotation, cellular component: mitochondrial matrix. The coding region runs from base 119 to 976 and encodes 285 amino acids. Gene Ontology annotation, molecular function: RNA endonuclease activity; single-stranded RNA binding.